This is a messenger RNA of Protomyces lactucae-debilis, 1360 nucleotides long. RefSeq names its product SGS domain-containing protein. The transcript has 6 exons. Gene Ontology annotation, biological process: protein stabilization. Lineage: Eukaryota; Fungi; Ascomycota; Taphrinomycetes; Taphrinales; Protomycetaceae. Gene Ontology annotation, molecular function: protein-folding chaperone binding. Bases 81 to 1199 code for a protein of 372 amino acids. The record is from RefSeq and is a predicted model, not a curated record.
ACGACACAUCGGACACGACUCCCGAGGUCGGACUCCUCAAACCUACUAUAUAGCUGGAAUCCGCCUAAGGACUGCUCGCAAUGAGCCGAGCUGCUGCAGAAGCUGCCGCGGAGCUUUCAAAAGGAAACCAUGAGGGAGCUAUCCGAUGCUAUACAUCUGCCAUUGAAGCAGAGCCAAAGAAUAUUGACCAUCUGCUUGGACGUGCAAGCGCACAUCAUCGAUUGAAGCGCCAUGAUGAAGCUCUAGAAGAUGCUGAGAGGGCACUCUCAAUAGCUAUUGAGAAGAAGAACAAGACGGGUCGCUCUCAAGCUCAGUUUCGACGCGGCGUGGCUUUGUAUGGUCUCAAGCGCUUUGCAGAUGCUGCAUUCUGCUUCGAUUUGUCUGAGAAGGACGAUCCAGAGCAGAAGGAAAAGAUGCGAGGCGUCUGGAUUGCAAAGACGAAAGCAGCUCUCGAUGGCCAAGCGCAACCACAAAAAGUAACGGUUCAAGAGAAGCCUGUUGCAGUAGAUGCAGUCAAGAAGACUGUCGAGUCUUUGCUAUCAGCAUCAGUCACUGAAUCCAAGGCGGAGAGCAAGGAGUCUGUCCCAAUCCCUGCGGCAUGGAAACCGCCAAAGCAUGAAUGGUAUCAAAGCAAUGACAAGGUUGUUGUGACUAUCUUUGCGAAGAAGAUCCCAGCAGACAAGGUCAAUGUCGAUAUGGAGCCUCGCUCGCUUUCACUGAACUUUGAGAUUCCAGAAACAAGCAGCGAGUGGUCUCACCAGUUCGAACCACUCUUUGCAGCAAUUGAUACAAACGCCUCAACUUACCGUGUCUUGGCCAGCAAGAUUGAAGUGACGCUUGUCAAGAAGCAACCAGGCCAAAAGUGGAGCCAGCUUGAAGGCGAUGCAUCGCAAAUCAAGCAAGAAUCUGCGCACACCUACCCAACCUCUUCCAAAAAGGGUGCACAGAAUUGGGACAAACUUGCUGCUGAUGCAACAGCGCCAAGUGGUACAGGGGAGAAGGAGGAGGAAGGAGAUCCACUACAGAAUCUAUUCCAAACGCUGUACAAGGAUGCUGAUGAUGAUACGAAAAAGGCAAUGAUGAAGUCCUACCAAGAAUCGGGCGGUACGGCGUUAUCGACAAAUUGGAAAGAAGUAUCUGCCGGCAAAGUGCCCAUUCAACCACCCGAAGGAAUGGUCGCCAAGCCUUACGAGCAGUGAUGAAGCCUAUCGAUCAUCGUGCUAGACAUCAUUCGCAUGCAUCGUAUCGUCUUGACUGGCAGGAUGUAUGUCAUCGAAUAGAUACUACCUCUCAGCUGCUUUACAUCUCAUAUCAUAUUGCCCGUCUUCAACGUAACUUAUUCAAUCACAGUCCAACCUUU